AUGGGGCAACAGUUUAAAGAUAUUGUUUUAGCUUGUGUUUUCGUCUUGUUAAUGGUUAAGGCCUAUUCAUUGCCUCUUUCAACCAAUGGAAGAUGGAUCAUCGAUAACGCAACUGGUCACCGCCAAAAGCUGGUAUGUGUGAACUGGCCAUCCCAUAUGCAAGGCAUGCUGGCAGAGGGUCUCCACCGUCGGCGGCUUGACGAUAUUGCUGCUACGGUGGCUAAGUUGCGGUUCAACUGCGUGCGUUUGACGUAUUCAAUCCACAUGUUCACGCGCUAUGCCAACUUAACUGUAAAACAGUCAUUCGAGAAUUUGGAUAUGAAAGAUGCUAUGGCGGGCAUCAGCCAAAACAAUCCUUCUGUGUUGAACAUGACACUAGUUGAGGCGUAUGAAGCAGUGGUUGAUUCGCUUGGAGCACAUGGAGUCUUGGUGGUUUCUGAUAACCAUAUAAGCCAGUCAAGAUGGUGUUGUAAUGAUAACGAUGGCAAUGGAUUCUUUGGAGAUCGUUAUUUUGAUCCCCAAGAAUGGCUACAAGGACUUGGUUUGGCAUCUCAACGCCUAAAGAAUAAAUCCCAGGUAGUAGCAAUGAGUCUGAGAAACGAACUGCGAGGACCAAACCAAAACGUGGAUAUGUGGAUUCAUUGCAUGAGCCAAGGAGCUAAAUUUAUUCACCAAAAUAAUCCAAACGCAUUGGUAGUAGUUUCUGGGCUGAGCUACGACACCGAUCUCAGCUUCUUGAAGAACAGAUCGAUGGGCUUCAACUUGGACAACAAACUUGUGUUUGAGGCACAUUUGUACUCUUUCACAAACAUCAUGAGUGAUUCAUGGACAUCGAAGCCAUUAAACACAUUUUGUGCCAAUGUUAACCAAGGAUUUGAAGAUCGAGUUGGGUUUUUAGUGAGAGGAGAAUACCCAAUGCCUUUGUUUGUGAGUGAAUUUGGGAUCGACCAAACUGGCGCAAAUGAGGGCCAAAAUCAAUUCUUGACCUGUUUUUCUUCCUACCUUGUCGAGAAUGAUUUUGAUUGGGGCUUGUGGGCUUUGCAAGAUCCAAGUUCAAAUAUCUCAACAUCGCUCCUAAUGUACUAUCCUCGUAGCGGUGACUGUGUGAGAAUGAACAAAAGGUAUCAAUUAAGGAGCAGUAGUUGUAAAACUUCUAAUCGUUGGGUCCACAAUGAAGAUGGAGCUCCAAUCAAAUUGGCAGGCUCUAAACUGUGUCUGAAAGCAAUAGGAGAUGGGCUCCAUCCAAUCCUAUCUCGAGACUGCUUGAGCCAACAAAGUUCUUGGAAAUAUGCUUCAAAUUCCAAGCUUCAACUUGCCUCCAUUGAUGAACAAGGACAACCUUUGUGCUUGCAAAGGGCCUCUCAUUCCCUAAAAAUUGUGACUAAGAAGUGCACGUGUUUGAAUGAUUCUAAGUGCGAAGGCAAUCCAGAAAACCAAUGGUUUAAGCUUAUUCCAUCAAAUGUACUCGUUUUCUGUUAG
Molecule: messenger RNA, 1479 nt
Organism: Momordica charantia (bitter melon)
Lineage: Eukaryota; Viridiplantae; Streptophyta; Magnoliopsida; Cucurbitales; Cucurbitaceae
Source: RefSeq, a predicted model, not a curated record